AUGCACUACACAUAUACCCUUUGCGGCGUUUGGCGAUCUUAUGAUAUAUACGACUACCAGUACUACACGCUGUGCGAGUCAUCUUGCAUCGAUGAGCGUGGUGACGUUGGUGGAGGAUAUUGGGAUAGCAAAGACAUUAUUCGCCGUCGAUUCUUGAGGAACGUCGUGUGGUCGGGAGGCGAGGCACUGGGAAGGACACCACAUUCACUGGCUCUAGAGAUUUCGAUAGAGCCUUUCAUAACUCCUGGGCUAAUCAGCCUACCGAAAAAAAAAAAAUAG
This is a messenger RNA of Fusarium venenatum, 279 nucleotides long. The record is from RefSeq and is a predicted model, not a curated record. NCBI's taxonomy places the organism in Eukaryota, Fungi, Ascomycota, Sordariomycetes, Hypocreales, Nectriaceae.